Neocloeon triangulifer is the source of this 864-nucleotide messenger RNA. RefSeq lists its product as uncharacterized. Bases 160 to 702 code for a protein of 180 amino acids. The record is from RefSeq and is a predicted model, not a curated record. NCBI's taxonomy places the organism in Eukaryota, Metazoa, Arthropoda, Insecta, Ephemeroptera, Baetidae. The transcript has 3 exons.
UUAUUUAUGCUGGGCAAGAAAAGCGACCAGUUUCCUUUGUUGUGGCCGUGACAUUUAUUGCGGGCCAAACGGAUAAAACUGGACCCGCAGACUCCAGAACCGAUCAGUCUGCCACAGGUGCUCCUCCGAUCAGACAACUCAUCAGAACAGGGCUUCAACAUGCAGCUGUUCGUCUAUUCCGCGUGCGUUCUUUUGCUCGUCCUGUCCGCGUCAGGACAGACGCCCCGUGCCUUCAAGUCUACACUCGGCAACAACUGCUACAUCAGAAACGUCCUGGCGCAUCCCAACGACUACCUCGAAUUCACUCCCGGACAAAGCAGGGCGGCCACGUCUUUGAAGAAGGGCGGCAUCAAGGAAAUCGACGAGUCCGGACAGUGGAAAAUUGAUAAGUGGGUUGUCAACGGCAGGACCUUCUUCGAGUUCAACAAUCGCAUGGACCAGAAGUACCUGAGCCACGGCACCAACUUCGCCACUGGCCAGGUCGGUCUCCUGGCCACCAGGGCCUCCUACCAAAACACGAAGGACUUGCGGAACCUGUGGGAAAUCAGCCCUCCGAAGACCAACGCGAUCGUCACCAUCAAACACGCGCGCACCGGCGGCUACCUGUUCGCACCCAAGGGCGACCUGAAGAAAAGGUUCGUCCAGUUGGGCAGCAGACCCAACUCCGGCACCGAGUACAAGUGGUUCAUCACUUGCAACUAAAAAUUCGCAUUUUUCACUUAUGCAUCUCUUAUGAAUUAUGGCCGUGUUGUAAUGUCCCAUUCAUAUGCACUUAUUCCAUUCUGGCCAUUCAUUCUUUCUGUAAUUUAUAGCUAAAGAAAUAUGAUCAUAUUUUGCGAGGAAAUAAACAAGUAACAAAUAACA